CCUAUGUUCCUGCCAGACACCGAACCAAGCGGGGGCUUGCCGUCGCGUGCAACACACCUCAGCAAGCGACUGGCCGUCGCGUGCAACACACUGUUGCAUAUCGGCGGCCGUGGCAUCUCGUUCGUUCCUGCCCCGGGUGCCGGCGGGCGAUGGCGAAAAGCAGAGCUUCCAUGACUGGGGCCCUCGCCCUGCUCGCCGUGGCCGCGCUCCUGUGCGCGCCGGCCGCCGCGGAGCUCGCCCGCCUGGAGAACCCGGCCAAGAACGACGGGUCGCUGAGCCUGCUCGUCGUCGGGGACUGGGGCCGCAAGGGGACGUACAACCAGUCCAGGGUCGCGGACCAGAUGGGAAGGAUCGGGGAGAAGCUCAGCAUCGACUUCGUCAUAUCCACGGGGGACAACUUCUACAAGAACGGCCUGACGGGCGUAGAUGACCAGGCGUUUGAACAAUCCUUCACAGAUAUCUACACGGCAAAGAGCUUGCAGAAGCCGUGGUACCUUGUUCUGGGAAAUCAUGACUACAGGGGUGAUGUGCUUGCACAGCUGAGCCCAGUCCUGCGAAAGAUUGACAGCCGAUUCAUUUGCAUGAGAUCGUUUAUUGUCAACGCAGAAAUUGUGGAUUUCUUCUUUAUCGACACCACUCCAUUUCAACUCAAGUAUUGGACUCACCCCAAAGAAAGCCAUUAUGACUGGAGAGGAGUGGCACCUCGAGAGAAAUACAUAGCCAGUUUGCUGAAGGAUUUGGAUGAGGCCAUGAGGAAAUCAUCUGCAAUGUGGAAGAUUGCUGUGGGCCACCAUACCAUGAGGAGUGUCAGUGACCAUGGUGACACCAAGGAGCUUCUGCAACUACUUCUUCCAGUCCUCCAGGCCAACGGCGUCGACUUCUACAUCAAUGGGCAUGAUCACUGCCUGGAACACAUUAGCAGCAGAGACAGUCCAAUCCAAUACUUCACAAGCGGAGGCGGUUCGAAAGCAUGGAGAGGAGUCUUCCAGCCAAACCAAGAUAACCUCGAGUUCUUUUAUGAUGGGCAAGGGUUCAUGUCCCUCCAGCUGGACCAGAACGAAGCUGAGUUCAUCUUUUAUGAUGUCAAUGGCAAUAUAUUGUACCAGUAUUCACGGACGAGCUUGAGAAAAACAAGCCACCUCCAGCCCUCCAGCUAUGUCACCGACGAAUGAAGCAGAUCGAUGCAAAAUCACCACUGGAGAAUAAAUUGGUUCAGCUACCUCAUAUCUGUGUAAAGUUUGAAUGGCACAUUGUAAUAAGUGGCAGAAGUGAUCUGGCAAGGAAAUGUGCUAGCAUUUAAGUAUGGCGUGUGGUUCAUCUGCCAGAGAAACAUAGAGUGGCUGUAAACUUUCUGCCAGAGGAACAGAGAUGUUCAGUGUGAAUGUGUGAUGUCCGUAUGUUCUGACUUGAAUCGCAACAUACCAGUCAGUGGGCAUCUAUUUAUGCAAUGUUUUAGGGGGAAAGGAGUAUUUGGGUUGUGAUUUCCGCACAUUGGCCUCAGGAUAAUUCGACUGUAAGACUAUCUUUAUUUUCUACAGAUUUAUUUCCAGUAACAAUCGAUCAAUGAUCUGCCAAAGUUUGGCCAUCAUCUAUUGCUA
Molecule: messenger RNA, 1598 nt
Organism: Phragmites australis (common reed)
Lineage: Eukaryota; Viridiplantae; Streptophyta; Magnoliopsida; Poales; Poaceae
Product: purple acid phosphatase 3-like
Exons: 6
Coding region: 150-1172 (340 amino acids)
Molecular function (GO): acid phosphatase activity; ferrous iron binding; ferric iron binding
Source: RefSeq, a predicted model, not a curated record